Messenger RNA from Porites lobata, 4013 nucleotides. NCBI's taxonomy places the organism in Eukaryota, Metazoa, Cnidaria, Anthozoa, Scleractinia, Poritidae. The record is from the annotation of a GenBank genome assembly.
AUGGAAGAGUUUAAAGCUAAAACUUGCAGGUUAAGACACGAAAUCGACCAAGCUGAGGACAGGGAAAAAGCUGCGACGAAGAAACUUGAUUUUAGAAGGCAUGAAGCGGAUGAAAAAGAAAAAGAAGUCGAUGCAUUGAAAAGAAGAAAACGGCUGCUUGAGGCGAAACUCGACUCUGUAGAAGAUCGUAUUUUCGACAAAGAAAAGUCGUACCGUGAGGAGCUUGAAAGGUUAGAAAGGGAGGACAGACAGCGAAAGAUCUUGGAUGAAAUGGAGGAGGAAGACGAGCGAAAACUGGAGAAACUCGAAUUGUCGAUAGAAGAGUACAAGAAAUCCGCCGACUACAGCGAGAACAAAUGCGCCGAAUGCUGGCGAAAGUUGCAGAACAUGUCUAAAGAAAAGGAAAAGUACAGGCUGAGAUUAAAAGUCGCAGAAGCAAGGGGCCGAGAGCUGGAGGAGCAGAACAGAUUAGUUGGCCGAAACUUGCGUAAAUUGGCAAUUGAUGAGGAGAAACGUGGUGAUCGCGAAGAGGCAUGCGAAAAUAAGAUACGAGAAUUGUGGCAACUGAGGCGGGAUGAGGAAAUCCGAUACGAGGCGGCAGAGAGGAAGGUUGGAAGACUUCAGGGUGAACUUAACGUUAUAAAAGACAAGAUUCGCGAGGAAGAAAAGAAAAUUGACGAUGUUAGAUCAGAUUUUGAUGAAACGAUGAAUGGAUUGGGUCGAUACUGAGGUGUGUGCGAAUAAUUUAUCCGAAAAUCGAAGUAUAAAAAGUCAAUAAACAUUAAUAGCUUCGACGGAAAACAAAGAAAUUCGCCCUUUGCUUCUCACUCGCAAAGAAAUGGCAUUUUUAGCAUAGAAUUGAACGAAACUAAAUGUUUUUGGGGAUUAUAAGUUUAUCGCUUCGUUGAAAGCGACCAAAUAUGUGAACCAGUUUUGGAAAUUUCAUUUUCGAGUAGAGUGGAAAGAAAUUCCCCUCUGCAUAUAAAAUCAUUUGCAUGGAAUUCUUGAUAAAGCAGUUUGCAAUAUAAGACAUAAAAGCCACGACAUUUGGAGAAUAUUCGAUCGUUUGAAGCGCUAGCAAUUUCUUUAAAAAGGCUGUUUAUAGGAGAUGAUUUAUAUUUCAGGGCCAUCGCUGAAAUGUAUUAAAAUUCAUGUCUUUAAAUAUUCGGUAAAAGUUGCUCGAGUCGCUUUUUGUUUGCAUUUGUAUAGAAAAUGCAAAUCUUUGUUUGAAACACACGUGUCCUACCUGUUAGCAAAACGUAAUGGCUUAAUGACGUCGCGGAAAUGGUCGAUCGAUUUAUUUUAAUUGAAUUUAAUUUCAGUAACAAUUUUGUGAGAUCCGCUGAGAUUGAAUACAUUUGUUAGGAAAUUAAAGGUGUGUUCAACAAAUCUUUUGUCCGAAUAAAAACAUAUAGAAAUAUGACUACAUUUUCCUUCUAUUCAACCUACGCUAGCCGGGCUGAAUAAGUGGUUUGUAGGCUGCUUAUUUUAUGAUAUUGUUCUUCCAAAAUACAACCAAUUGAAGGUACUCUAAAUAAUUUCUAGUCUUCACCUGCCUUUCAAGGCUGAAUGAUACGUCAAGCAUGUGUUAGUCACAUUCCAAGUAAUAUUUAUAGGGGUGUCUUCAUCAAGUAUUUAGAAAAAUUGGGAGGUCAGUAACUCUCCAGACAUGGUCUGCGAUUGGAGAACGAAACAAUAAACGAUUCAACACAAACAAUAUCCGUAGCCCUGAAAACAAAAGAAGCUAUUGCUUAUUUAGCCCGAUGAAAAUAAGGGUCUGGAAGAGCUCCUGUAGUACUCUAAAAAUGGAAAGCGCCUAAUCGAAAAUUGUCAAGAUCGAAAGUCAAAGUUCUCAGUAUCAAUAUAUAUAUAUAUAAUUAGAAAGCCCUAUAACUCCACAACAUGGCUAUUGGGAGUAUUUUUCAAGCUCGGAAGUGUCUGGCUUGGCUGGCCCAUCCCACUGUCAAGGAAGCCAUUUUUGCCGUGCGCCACUGCCCAUUUAAUGCUAACCAUUACCGUAUGUCUGCUAACUUCAGUAUUCGUGAUAAUCAGUAGUUGACUACGAGGUUAAAAUUUUGUGUGACAGGCCCAACUUGAAGUCAGACAACAUGAAGUAAUUACUUGCCAACUUACUUACGUAUACUUUGGCCGAUCUCCCGAUAGAGCCAGAAUAAAGAAAAAUAAAACUAGUUUGUAGCUUAAGGUUUCGGUUGAAAAUAUUCCUUAUACUGUAUGUGUCAGCGCCUUUCUUUCCCUUAUAUCGAUCCAAUGUACAGAACAGAACGUAAGUGAAGUGCAAACACAAUCACGUCCUCCGUUUUGUUUUGGUUUCGUGCGUUGCCAGUAAAAAAGACAGACAUUUUGGAUCGAUUGAAUUUGUUAUUACUUUUCAGGAGAAAAUGAGCUUUGUACUCCUUUAUCUGAGCAAAAAGUUUUCCAGAUUUAAAAAAUCUCUUAAAGCAACCAGCUAACUUCGUACAGAAAAAAAAGCAUGGCAGUGGAUCUAUAGCAAGGCAAAGAUAGACAACACUCGUCAGCAGUCAUUGGCCAGUAGUUUUAAGCGGGUAGCAUGCGCUGUGGAAUGCUUUUUUGCAGGAGUUUCCACAUUCUCCUUCUCUGGGUCAUUAAUUAAUUUGCAACGAACGAAGAUCCUUCUUCAUCGGGAACCUCUUCAGGAUACACUUAAAAAAGACUAUUUCCAUUUCACUGAAUAUCUUAAUAGAUUUAAACAAGGAUACUAAAGUACAAUAUAAUCCGCGCCUUUCUCCCACCGAGGUAUUUUUGGGGUUGUUCAAAGAUAAGGGCGCUCUCGAACCGUAAACCAGUCUACCUUGAUACCUUUACUCUUAAUUAUAAGCCACGACAAUGCAAAGAAAGGAAUAUGGAAUAUAUUUAUUCUGUUUUGUUUUACGUAUGGUCAAAGUGCAGAAAUUAGAUUGAUUUAGGAAUACACGUUUCCAGUUUGAUAACAUGUCCUAGUAAAAGCUAUGCCAGCGGACAAACAAUUUAAAUAUUUAUGCUGCACUAAUACAUGACGUUUUUAAAUUUAGCUGGUGUUCUGCCAGCGUCCAUUGUUCACUUACUGUCAGCCUGUCAAAAGGCAUAGAAUGUACCUGCUAGGCAAUUAGCAAACGCCUCCGUAACGAGAACCAACAUAAGCGACUUUUAUCGUAGAUACCAAGAAUCUCUUAUUUCUCUUGAUGAUCCCCAUUAAGUGAAAUUUUCUGCGUUUUUUAACUGUUUCUUCCUGAUGUUUGGUCUUUAUUUUAAAAUUGAUAUGACUUGAUAACCAGGCCAUUUCAAGCUUUUCAAUUAAAAAAAUAUAAAUAUAAUGUUACAUGCUCAAAUAAUUCGAUCUGUGUUAGCUUUCCGUCGUGCAGAUGGUGAGUGUUGUUAUAAAUCCUGUUAUGUAUCUAUUAGUAUUCUCAGCAGCUGAAUGCGCGUAAAUGUUUCCUGGAUGCUUCGUCCAAUCAUCUACCAUUUUAACAAGUGCCUCCAUGUCACGUGACGCCUAGAAUAACAUGACGAGGAUUGUCUAAUUUUGUUAUAGAUUUUGUAGCAACAUUCAAUUUCGUGUCCAUCUGUGUAUCUGAACUUGAACUAAAAUCCAGCAACCUGCCAGAUAGAAAGGACAGACAGAUAUUGAUUUAAAGAUGGCUAUAUUUGGAGUUCUUGGAUUCGGUUUGACAACAACAGCUCUGUUGAUCACGUUUGCCAAAUAUUUCGUAAGAAACUGGUUUCCUUAUUUUAUGGUCAGUUUGGUCCUCUUCGAGAUUGGAAUGUUCUCCAUGACAAAGGGAAAGACAAUUCAACCUGAAAGGCCGCCGACCAGGUCAGAGAAAAGUGAAGAAGGAAGAACGAACAGAGCACCGCCCGCGUCACCGGGGGGAAAUAAAAACAGCCCAUCUCCGAAAAAUACAGAGAAGGCCGGCGGUCAAUCGGCAGCGACAAGCAAGCAAGACAAGGCAGCAAAGAAAGCUCAAGCAAAGGCAGCAGCCGCCGCUGCCAAAUGA